Messenger RNA from Epinephelus fuscoguttatus (brown-marbled grouper), 3804 nucleotides. RefSeq names its product type-2 angiotensin II receptor-like. The transcript has 2 exons. The record is from RefSeq and is a predicted model, not a curated record. Bases 273 to 1538 code for a protein of 421 amino acids. Gene Ontology annotation, cellular component: membrane. NCBI's taxonomy places the organism in Eukaryota, Metazoa, Chordata, Actinopteri, Perciformes, Serranidae. Gene Ontology annotation, biological process: G protein-coupled receptor signaling pathway; immune response. Gene Ontology annotation, molecular function: G protein-coupled receptor activity.
UGGUUUCUCAGAGCCUUCACUCUGAUUUCUACAUACACACACAGAGGCACACACACAAACACAGAGGCAUGAUAUGGUCUGGGGCACUCAGCUGUGCAGUUUCUAUUAGAGGGGUCGAGGAGCAAUUGUCAAGACAUGGACUUUAGCCAAGAGAGACACUGAAAACGGCUUGACUGCUUUUGGACUGGAUGCCUAAUCACUCAAAGCCGACCUUGGAAAACUGAAAGGAGGGAAGUGAAAUUGUGUGGCGCAAGGGUACAUCCAGUUCCAUAAUGGCAAUCCCAAAUGACCUCUCCCUUUUCAACUCCACCUCCUCCCUUUAUUCAGCAACAAAGAUUGAACCUAACACCUCUCUGGCCCCCUCUGCUCCCCACUGCCCGGACUGGCCUCCCAUACCCAUGACUAUAGUUAUCCCUGCCAUCUACAGCGUUAUCUGUGUGCUGGGAACCAUAGCCAACGCCCUGGCAGUGUGCGUUUUGGCCCAUGCCAGCACCUCAAGGAGAACUGUUGCUAACACUUUCAUGCUGAACCUGUGUGUAUCUGACCUGCUGUUCCUGCUGUCUCUCCCACUGUGGGCUGUCUACUACUCCCAGGGCUACAGCUGGCCCUUUGGUUGGGUUGCCUGCAAAGUCUGCGGAGCUCUCCACAAUCUCAACCUCUACGCGUCCAUCUUCUUCAUCACAUGCAUGAGCAUAGACCGCUACCUGGCCAUCGUGCAUCCGCUCCGCUCCCAGAGUGCACGAGACCCCAAGCGUGCCCGGCUUACAUGCAUCCUGGUGUGGGUGCUGGCAUGUGCUUGCUCGGCCCCCAUCUUUUACCUGAGGAACACUUACCACCUGGAGAGGCUUGGCGUGGAGGCCUGUGUGAUUGACUAUCCUGAUGAUACCUGGUAUAUGACCCUGGUCUGGAUGAAGAUGUGUCUGGCCUUUCUGCUGCCACUGCUUGUCAUCUCUUGUUGCUACUGUGCAAUAGGUAGACAUUUGUUGGCUGAUACAGGGCUGGUAAGAAUGCAGAAUGUAUCACACCCCAACAUGCCCUCUUUUAAAUCACUGGAGUCCAGGGACGGCUGCAGUAGACCAGACAGACCCCCGACUCCCUGCGUGAGCCCCAGCUUCAGUGCAAGCAGACCCCUGGAGGGCAGGGGGCUGGAGCGGGUGUUGUGGACAGUAGCUGCUGUGGUCGUGGCCUUUUUCCUCUGCUGGUUCCCCUUCCACUGCGUGACCUUCUUGGAUGUGCUGAUGAGUGAUGGCUGGUUGGAUGGCUGUGGGAUAGACUGGACAAUCCACAACCUCACCCCUCUGACCCUCUGCCUGGGCUUCUCUAACUCUGCCAUCAACCCCGUGCUAUACUGCUUCAUCGGGAACCAUUUCCGAGGCCGUCUCGGGGGGCUCUGCAAGGGCCUGUGUGUUCGUAUGAAGGUCCGUGGCGAUGAUCACAGCCAGAAGAGGGGCUCCUUUAGCACCAGGCUAAGCUCCUUCUCCCGAAAACUCAGUGACCUGAAAGACCUGGCGAUUGUGGAGCCCUCGGGUUCUGCUUAGCAAGUCCCCAGAAGGGAGACUUUCCCCUCACUCACUUGGUCUCACACCCCAAAGAGUGAUGCCAGUGUCAAGUGACUGCCAAACUCCAAUAAGCAUGAAUGUGUGAGACGGAGCUGUUACUAUAACUGACUGAGUCAAAGUCCAGCAGAGCUCCAUUCUGCCCUACAAAGACAGGAAAAAAAGGACCUAAAGAAAACAUGAAGCUGAGGGGAAAAAGGUUUAAAGGAACAGUUUGCCCUAAAAACACAUAUAUUUCCUCUUACCUGCGGUGCUUUUUAUCAGUCUAGAUUGUUUUGGUGUGAGUUUCUGAUGUUGGAGAUAUAGGACGUUGAGAUGUCUGCUUUUUCUCCAAUAUAAUGGAACUAAAUGGCACUCGGUUUGUGGUGCUCCAAAUGCCAAAAAAAACCCCAACUGCUUUUGAAAAACUCAACAGCAAAGUUUCUUUCCAGCAAUCAUGACCAGGUUACUCAAGAUAAUCCACAGACCUUGUUGUGAACAGUUUCAUGUAGGAAAUAUUUUCUUUCUACUGAACUACACCCGGGCGGCACGGUGGUAUGGUGGUUAGCACUCUCGCCUCACAGCAAGAGGGUUGCCAGUUCGAUCCUGGGCGUGGGAGCCCUUCUGUGUGGAGUUUGCAUGUUCUCCCCGUGUCAGCGUGGGUUCUCUCCGGGCACUCCGGCUUCCUCCCACAGUCCAAAAACAUGCAGAUUGGGGACUAGGUUAAUUGAUAACUCUAAAUUGUCCGUAGGUGUGAGUGUGAGCGUGAAUGGUUGUUUGUCUCUAUGUGUCGGCCCUGCGAUAGUCUGGCGACCUGUCCAGGGUGUACCCUGCCUCUCGCCCGAUGUCAGCUGGGAUAGGCUCCAGCCCCCCCGCGACCCUCAAGAGGAUGAAGCGGUUAGAAGAUGAAUGAAUGAAUGAAUGAACUACACCCAUAUCAUGGCACAGAAGGAAGCGUGUACUCCACUCAUGGACAAGAAGUUUGUGCUCAUGACUGCACGGUGAUAGGGUUGGUGGGUGUAGUUAGGUAGACAGGAAAUAGUUCCAACAUGAAGCUGUUCACAACAUGGUCUGUGGUUUAUUUGAGUAACCAGGUCACAAUUUCUGGAAAGAGACAUUGUUGUUGAGUUUUUCAUAUAUACUAUUUUGGUGCUUUGAGCACCACAAGCUGAGUGCUAACUAGUUUCAUUAUAUUGGACAAAACCUAGACAUCUCUACUGAUGAUAUCUCCAAUACUCAGCAACUCACACACAUAAAAAAAUCUAGAUUGAUAAAUAGCACUACAGGUAAGAGGAAAUAUAUGUUUUUUCAAUUCUGUAGUGAACUGUUUUUAAAAACACUUUUUUGUUUUUUUAAGUUUUGCAGCUAGUUUGCCAAACCGUGUAACAGAUAAUUUAUAUACUUCACGCCUUUAAAGCUGCAGCAGUCAGCUGUUUUUAGUGAAAUAGCUUUAAAGAAUGUACUGCAAACAACCUGCACAGCAGACAGAAACAGUUGGUGACGAGCUGGUGAACACAGCGCAACAUUUAGCAGCUAAGGAGCCUCAUAUUUUCCACAGGAGUUGGUGGAGACCAAAAACGGAGUGUGAAUAUUGGACUUACAAAUUUUACAAGUUCUCCGUAUAAACUUUAAAGAUAAAUGAUAUGUUGGUUUUUAUGUUCACAAAGUUCUCCCAUGUCAGUUACAGCUACUCUGCUAAGCUAGGCUAGUAUUAGUUUAGCAGGACCAAUUUAGUUGCUGUUACUUUAUCAUGGUUGGAAUUAGCUUCUGCCUCAUGUACAUGGGAUCAUAACUUGAUAUUAAGAUGUUUGGUGACCAUAAUAGUUUUUUAUCACAUGAAAACAGGCAUGAAGGAAGAGGUACAUUUAUGUUUACCUCCUGUAAUGCUAGCUGUAGCUAUCUCAACAGCUAGCUUGUUUUUAAGCUUCAUUUUGUAGCUUUGCAAACUGUGAUUUCUCUGAAAUGAUAACCAAAGCAUACUAUUUUAUAUGGUAACACAAUGUUAUUGAGGUUACUCUAUUUUGAAUGCCUAGCUACUGCAUUUUGGCUUUGUACAGGCCAAAACAUUGAAAGACAGAUGUAAAAGGAUAAUUAUUAACCAGUCAUAGCAAUGCUACCACUACUGUUCUUUUUGGGACAAAGAUAUUAUAUGUGUAAUCAUGUAACCUGUAACAUUUUUAUUAUAUUAUUCUGUAAAGACAGAUUAGGAAAGUAAGAGUGACUGCAUUUCUUUGACUGAAUAAGAAAUAAAGUGAACAAUAUUUCCCUA